GGGCGGGUCGGGGCGGCAGUCCGCAAGCUCGGCCGCGCUCGCAGGGCACCGCGCAGCACCGCAGCCGCAGCGCAGAGCAGCCGAGCCGGGCAGCGGCGGCGGGCAGGACCGGCCACCAUGAUCGCUUUGUUCAACAAGCUGCUGGACUGGUUCAAGGCCUUGUUCUGGAAGGAGGAGAUGGAGCUGACGCUGGUGGGGCUGCAGUAUUCGGGCAAGACCACCUUCGUCAACGUCAUCGCGUCAGGACAGUUCAAUGAGGACAUGAUUCCAACAGUGGGCUUCAACAUGCGCAAAAUCACCAAGGGGAAUGUGACCAUCAAGCUCUGGGACAUCGGGGGACAGCCUCGCUUCCGCAGCAUGUGGGAACGAUACUGCCGUGGAGUCAGUGCCAUCGUGUACAUGGUGGAUGCCGCUGACCAGGAAAAAAUCGAGGCCUCAAAGAACGAACUCCACAACUUACUGGACAAGCCUCAGCUGCAAGGCAUCCCGGUCUUAGUCCUGGGAAAUAAGCGAGACCUCCCAGGGGCGUUGGAUGAGAAAGAGUUGAUUGAGAAAAUGAAUCUGUCUGCCAUCCAGGACCGAGAGAUCUGCUGCUAUUCAAUUUCCUGCAAAGAAAAGGACAACAUCGACAUCACCCUACAGUGGCUUAUCCAGCACUCGAAGUCGCGGAGAAGCUGAGACUGCGGGCCCACCCUUGGCCAAGGAACCGCCAUCCUCCAAACUCGAAGCUGAGCUCCUCACCUGCCCGUCCCUUCUCUUCUCCAACCCUCCCCCCACCUGCCUCCUUUGCCUCCCCCAGGCAGGGGCCGGGUUAUCUGGGGAGCCCAGAGUCCUGUUCUGCUGAGGUUUGAACUCCUGUUUUUAUUGUAAAGAAACUCUCCACCUUCUCCCUCUUUCUUUCUUUCUCUCUCUCUUUCCC
Molecule: messenger RNA, 919 nt
Organism: Ornithorhynchus anatinus (platypus)
Lineage: Eukaryota; Metazoa; Chordata; Mammalia; Monotremata; Ornithorhynchidae
Gene: ARL8A
Product: ADP ribosylation factor like GTPase 8A
Exons: 7
Coding region: 118-678 (186 amino acids)
Biological process (GO): protein transport; anterograde axonal transport
Cellular component (GO): lysosomal membrane
Molecular function (GO): GTP binding; GTPase activity
Source: RefSeq, a predicted model, not a curated record